Gigantopelta aegis is the source of this 516-nucleotide messenger RNA. Its product is annotated as dehydrogenase/reductase SDR family member 4-like. Lineage: Eukaryota; Metazoa; Mollusca; Gastropoda; Neomphalida; Peltospiridae. The record is from RefSeq and is a predicted model, not a curated record. The coding region runs from base 1 to 516 and encodes 171 amino acids. The transcript has 7 exons.
AUGGCUAAAACAGAUCAGUUGAAGAAAUUACCAUUUGAAGGCAAGGUAGCUGUGUUGGCAGGUGCUACUGAUGGAAUUGGCUAUGCCAUUGCUGAUCGUCUUGCACAUGAUGGUGCCAAAGUAAUGAUUAGUAGUCGUAAACAGGUCAAUGUUGAUAAGGCUGUAGAGUCACUCCAAAAACAGCAUGGAACUGAGUCUGUUUCAGGCAUUAUUUGUCAUGUGGGCAAAGAUGAGGACAGAAAGAGAUUAAUAAAAGAGUCGAUUAAACAAUUUGGUCGAAUUGAUAUUCUUGUUGAUAAUGCUGGAGUCAACCCAAGUUAUGGAAAAUGUCUUAAAACAACUGAGGAACAAUGGGCAAGGUCAAUAUUUGAAAUCAAUGUAUCAGCUGCUGCUCUACUAGUUCAAGAAGCUUAUCCAUAUCUUAAGAAAAAUGGAUAUGGGAAAAUGAAAACUGCUUUGAAGCAAAUACUGGAUAGCGUGUGGAUAAAAGUUAGUGGUCUUCCAAUCUUGAGAUGA